This is a messenger RNA of Salmo salar (Atlantic salmon), 1989 nucleotides long. NCBI's taxonomy places the organism in Eukaryota, Metazoa, Chordata, Actinopteri, Salmoniformes, Salmonidae. The record is from RefSeq and is a predicted model, not a curated record.
GGGGUGCUCCGUUGAACGCCAUGUACCAAGGAACACCUACAUUUUACGCGGAGUGGAGUCAACUUAAAUACACAUUCAUUUUCUUAUCCAAAUUACAUUUUUAAUAACUGCGGGUUAUUCUAAAUUUUCUGUGUGUGAGCUGCUUCUUCAGUGAUCAUUGCAUCAUGUUACCAGUCUAAUUUAGGGGUGCCAAAUUCGUCAGGAUGACAAUGACGAAGAAAGUUCAAAUUGAAAGCAUUCUCCAAGAUGAUUUGUUACCAUUUACUCAAUCAGUAACUGGUUGAUUAGUGUACAUUUCAUAAGUGUUGCAUGGACUAAUUAUAUUAUUGUCACCAGCAGAACACCAAAAAAAUGGACCCCUUGUUCAUCACAACUGAUUUACAAUUGCCAAGCAAUUGGACCAACUUUUCAGGGGUCAAUGGAACUGAUCAGGACUGGAACCAGUUUGUGCAACCCGUUUGGAGAAUUGUGCUAUGGGCAUUCGCCUACAGUUGCAUGGUUACUGUGUCUCUGGUGGGGAACGUCGUAGUAAUAUGGAUUAUUAUGGCGCAUAAACGAAUGCGAACUGUGACCAACUAUUUUCUGUUGAACCUCGCGUUUGCUGAAGCGUCUAUGUCUGCCUUCAACACCGUUAUCAACUUCAUCUAUUCCGUGCACAACGAGUGGUACUUCGGGCUGAUGUACUGCCGCUUUCACAACUUCUUCCCCGUCGCUGCUGUCUUCGCUAGUAUAUACUCUAUGACUGCGAUAGCGGUGGACAGGUACACUGCCAUCAUCCACCCCCUGCAGCAACGCAUGUCAUCCACAGAGACCAAGGUGAUCGUGGGGGUGAUCUGGAUGCUGGCUCUGCUUCUGGCAUUCCCUCAAUACUACUACUCAGUGACCGAGGAGCUCCCUGGACGAAUCAUCUGUUACAUCGAGUGGCCCGAAUACACCGGCUGCGACUACAAAAUUCUGUACUACGUAUGUGUGACUGUGCUGAUCUACUUUCUGCCUCUGCUGGUGAUGGGCUGUGCCUACCUGGUGGUGGGCCUCACCCUCUGGGCCAGUAACAUACCUGGAGACUCCUCUGACCGCUACAAAGAGCAGCUCACUGCCAAACGCAAGGUGGUGAAGAUGAUGAUCGUGGUGGUGUGUACGUUUUCUCUCUGCUGGCUGCCCUACCACGUGUACUUCCUGCUCCACCUGUUCUUCCCCCUGCUGUUUGAGACACUCUAUAUCCAACAGGUAUACCUGGCUGUCAUGUGGCUGGCCAUGAGCUCCACCAUGUACAACCCUAUCAUCUACUGCUGUCUCAACGACAGGUUCCGAGCUGGCUUCAAGCAGGCCUUCAGCUGCUGUCCCUGUGUCCCCGCCGGCUCCUACGAGGGUCUGGAGCUCAAGUCUACACGUUACCUGCAGACCCAGGCCAGCAUGUACAAGGCCAGCCGCAUGGAGACCAACGUGUCCACCGUGCUGCAUGUGGCCGACGACCUGGAGCCUCCCAGGUUUGGGGCCCUAUCUGUGGCCGGGUCGGCACCCAGGCGCUCCUCUCUGGAUCUGACCUCUAACGGCUCCUCGUCCCGCAGCGUCUCCAAGAAUGUGUCGGAGACCUCCAGCUUCUACUCUAGCAACAACCUGCCUGAGUAGAGAGGGGAGAGGAGAAUCAGGCACCGCUAAACACUCCAUCUCACUAUACCUGCCAAUGGGGGCUGUGUGUGUGUAUGUGUGUGCAUGCAUGCGUGUGCACAUAUAUUCCAUCCAUGUUUGUCUUUGACCAUUUACAUAAUGUCCUUUCUUUGAAUGUUGGGCAUCAAGUCUACCGCCUGUGGCUGAGGCUUGGUUGGUUCCCCUUCAGAGGGCAGUGUGCUUAUCCAGUGGUCCUUGGUUCAAACUAAGGCAAUAAGGCAUAUCCAGAGCACACUGCCUGGUACCUGCUAUAGCCCAGAGAGAUACUGUAAGGGCUGGGUUCAUUUUUUAAUUUAUUUCACCUUUAUUUAACCAGGUAGG